Messenger RNA from Melanotaenia boesemani (Boeseman's rainbowfish), 3427 nucleotides. RefSeq names its product nuclear receptor subfamily 5 group A member 2-like. Lineage: Eukaryota; Metazoa; Chordata; Actinopteri; Atheriniformes; Melanotaeniidae. Gene Ontology annotation, biological process: hormone-mediated signaling pathway; regulation of transcription by RNA polymerase II; tissue development. Gene Ontology annotation, molecular function: RNA polymerase II cis-regulatory region sequence-specific DNA binding; zinc ion binding; nuclear receptor activity. Gene Ontology annotation, cellular component: RNA polymerase II transcription regulator complex. The coding region runs from base 223 to 1683 and encodes 486 amino acids. The record is from RefSeq and is a predicted model, not a curated record. The transcript has 7 exons.
GGCACAUAUAUUUAGGCUACAUCUGGUUCAUUCCGACACCAAGAAGCAUAGAUAGAAUCUACCUGAAGUUGUGUUGGCUGUAUUUUUUCAUUUUCAUUUUAUUAUUAUUAUUAUUUUUUAUUUCGUUCUCCCCAGCAGCCCAUGUAAGGCUGCAGCAGCGCAUACAGUACGUUCAGGUUUUAAUUGACAAUCAUCACUGCCUGGCUGCUGUCUGUUGUUCAGAUGUUGGGAGACAAGGCUCAGGGUGUGACUUUGAAGGUAAUGGAAUACACAUAUGAUGAUGACCUUGAAGAGCUGUGUCCUGUUUGCGGAGACAAAGUGUCGGGAUAUCACUACGGUCUGCUCACCUGCGAGAGCUGCAAGGGCUUCUUCAAGAGGACAGUGCAGAAUAACAAGAGGUACACGUGCGCGGAAAACCAGGAGUGUAAAAUAGACAAGACCCAGAGGAAGAGAUGUCCUUUCUGUCGCUUCCAAAAAUGCCUCAACGUCGGCAUGCGGCUAGAAGCGGUGCGUGCAGAUCGUAUGCGUGGGGGGAGGAAUAAAUUUGGCCCAAUGUACAAGAGAGACAGGGCCUUGAAGCAGCAGAAGAAGGCUUUGAUACGAUCCAACGGGUUCAAGCUGGAGAGCUCUGCCCCUCCGCCGGCCUCUCCUCUGCAGACUGACUACAGCUUUACUGGCACUCUGCACACACUGCCCACCAUCUCCAAAAGUCUGCUACCCUCCACCCCGAGCUCCAUCACUCCCACAGACUACGAUGUCAACCUUUAUGGACCCACAUCCUUGGGCAUGGCCAUGCAGUCCCAUGUACCUCUCAACCCACAGUACCAGUACACAGCCUUUCCCAGCAGGGCAAUAAAAGCUGAGUGUCCAGAUUACACCAGCUCCCCUGAGUCCCUGACAGGAUACCCCUACCCAGACAUGUACCCCUCGGCCUCACCUCAGCCACCCAGCCUGCCGCCACUGGUGCUGGAGCUGCUGCGCUGUGACCCAGAUGAGCUGGUGGUGCAGAAUAAGAUCGUGACUCAUCUGCAACAGGAGCAGAGCGGCCGGGGCCGGCUGGAGAAGCCCAGCACCUUCAGCCUCAUGUGCCGCAUGGCAGACCAGACUCUCUUCUCCAUCGUGGAAUGGGCUCGGAGCUGCAUCUUCUUCAAGGAGCUGAGGGUGGGAGAUCAAAUGAAGCUGCUUCACAACUGCUGGUCUGAACUUCUGGUUCUGGAUCACAUUUUCAGACAAGUGCAGCAUGGAAAGGAGGACAGUAUCCUGUUGGUGACGGGCCAGGAGGUGGAAAUGUCUUCUAUCCUUCUGCAAGGUGAAGCAACUCUGUCCAGUCUGGUCCAGAGAGGUCAGGAGUUGGCAGCGAGGCUGCGGGUGCUGCAGGUCGACCGUAGAGAGAUCGCCUGUCUGAAGUUCCUGCUUCUGUUCAAUCCCAAUGUUAAGCUGCUGGAGAACCAGGCUUUUGUGGAGGGCGUCCAGGAACAGGUGAACGGCGCUCUGCUGGAGUACACCCUGUCCACCUACCCUCAGUUCCAGGACAAGUUCAGCCAGCUGGUGGUCCGGCUGCCUGAGCUGCGCUCCCUCAGCACACAGGCUGAAGACUACCUUUGCUACAUGCAUCUGAGUGGAGAGGUGCCCUGCAACAACCUGCUCAUUGAGAUGCUGCACGCGAAGAGAGCAUGUGUGUGAGAGGUCCAUGCAGAACGUUCCACCACCAUGUGUUGUAUGUAUAGGUGAGACCGUAUUUGUGGAGGGAAAAGUGUGAAGAGAUGGAAAAAUCAAAGAUAAACAGGUUCACCCUGUAAUGUCUUUGCUAGGGCUUCUCUUUGAGUUGGAACGGAGAUGUUAAUUAGAGUUUGGAAUUAACAGGCAAGAUAAUUCAAAGAUUUUGAAUGUUACUGUUUUCAUAUCCUGCACAGCUACUUUAAUGUGACCUUUAUAAACUGGAUUUUCUACCCUGUUUUCAAACAUCUAAAAUUGGAUCUGUGGGUGGAGUUACAUUAUGUACUUUUUGACUAGAUAUAACAUAAAUCCAACACUGAUGACCAGAUUUUCUACAUUCCACAGCUAAGCCUCCCAACUAAUGUCUGAAUUUGGAAAAAGAGUCUCCAACUGACACCAAGCUUAGCGGCCAUUUAAACACGAUUUCCAGGAGAGUCUCUUGUUUUUUUCUAAUAUUCACAUCUGUGUAUUUGUUAAGUAUCACAGCAGAACACUUUAUGGUGCCACUUUGUUGAAGGGGUGAGACUAUUUGCUGGGUGAUCUUCUCUGCACUUUUAUGAAAAGAUUUUGUAGCCUCCUUUCAGACAUCAAAAAUUAGUAUAACAGUGAGUCUUAAUGAACCCAGUUUUAGAGGCAAAACUGAUCACAGAUUAUUUUCAUUACAUGAGAAAGGACUUCAGAAAAACAUGACACUCAUCUCAUCAGACCAGAUGAGACCACAGUUAUCGUCUUCAGCUUGAUUGAAAACCUAAAUAGAAAUGCUUAAUGGGGCUCAGUGAAGUUUGGUUUCAAUCUGCUAACUUAGAAGUGAUUUACCAAAGCAGACUUUUAAUGAAAAACAUUGCUAUUUAGGUGAGUAUCAAAUGUUUUCUAAGAAAAUAGAGAUUGAAAGAAGAUUUUCUUCUUUGUUCCAAGGACGAGAUUGAAGCUCAGAGAGGAUCUUGUUUUUCUGUUGCGGCACUGAAUUGAUGGAACGGGUUACCUCUACAUGUAAGGCAGGCUUCGUCACUGUUUUCUUUUAAAUUUUAUUUAAAGACCCAUCUUUUCUCUUUGGCACAUCACGAGUUGUUUUUUUGUAUGUGAGUUAUUGUGAUUUGUGCCAGUGUUUUAUGUCACAUAUACCCAAUGUACAGCACUUUGGUCCGCCAUUGUUGUUUUUAAAUGUGCUUUAUAAAUAAAUUUGGAUUUAAAGAAAAGGAUCAUAGAGAAAACAGCCAGAAUAGAGGAGAAAUGUACACAGCAAUGAUUUGUCAGAUUAAAAAAGAAAAAAAAAAGAAGGAAGAAGUGCAAGUCAGGCCAGAUAGGAGCAGAACGAGGAGGGGAAAUGUUAACGUUGAUAUAAAUAACAUGGGGGGCAGUUUGUCUUUUUUUAAUUAAAGAAGUGAAAAGCGAACAGAGGCAUGUGUAAUGCUUGUCCUUCAGUUUUCAAUGGCGACGCAGGGAGAAGGGCAGCCACAUAUGGAUUCCUAGUUCGUUUCUUUUGAUUGGGCGGAUCAGAAACCAGUCAACCAAUUAGCUCACUUACAUUUGUGUCACUUUUUAACACCCUGAACUUACAUGGACCAGAGAUGAACUCAUCUUAGUGGAUAAAGCUUGAUGCUGACGCCAUUUUGGGCUAAACCUUCUGUUUUCCUUGCUGCAAACUAAUUAAAGAGCAAAAACCAACGAUGUGACGAAAUCUGCUGGGUUUUUAUCACUGAAUACGAUGACA